GCAGGAGAAAAACUAUAUUCUUGUGGAACAUGUGGUAAAAGUUUUAUUCAGCCUCAAACUUUAACUGUUCACAUGAGAACCCACACAGGUGAGAAGCUGUUUACCUGUGGAACAUGUGGCAAAGGUUUUAAUAAUCAUAAUAAUUUGAUUGUCCAUAUAAGAUCCCACACAGGUGAGAAGCCUUUUUCUUGUCAAACAUGUGGUAAAUGUUUUACUAUACGUAAAACUUUAACUAUUCACAUGAGAACCCACACAGGUGAGAAGCCCUUUUCUUGUCCAACAUGUGGUAAAUGUUUUACUGUACGUAAUACUUUAACUCUUCACAUGAGAACCCACACAGGUGAGAAGCCCUUUUCUUGUCAAACAUGUGGUAAAUGUUUUACUCAGCGUCACACUUUAACUCUUCACAUGAGAACCCACACUGGUGAGAUGCUAUAUACCUGUGGAACAUGUGGUAAAUGUUUUAACAAUCAUAGUAAUUUUGUUGUCCACAUGAGAACCCACACAGGUGAGAAGCCGUAUACCUGUGGAACAUGUGGUAAAGGUUUUACUCAGAGUCACAGUUUAACUAUUCACAUGAGAAUCCACACUGGUGAGAAGCCGUAUACCUGUGGAACAUGUGGUAAAGGUUUUACUAAGAGUCACCCUUUAACUAUUCACAUGAGAACUCACACAGGUGAGAAGCCAUAUAUUUGUGGAACAUGUGGUAAAGGUUUUACUGAUCAGAGUAAUUUGAUUGUCCACAUGAGAACCCACACUGUCGAGAACCAUUUUCUUGAAGAACAUCUGGUAAAUGUUUCAAAGUAAACAAACGUUCACAGGAACACCGACCUGAUUCAGAACCUGUAGCUGUGGGGAAGUCUUGUUGAUACACGUCAGUUUGAACUAGAUCAACCCAUGGAUGUUUGAAAUACUCCUGACAAAGAGUCUGAUCAGACCCCACCCCCCAAACCAGCCAACCUUUAGAGGAAUCAGAACCAGAUUAAAUUUAG
This is a messenger RNA of Nematolebias whitei (Rio pearlfish), 992 nucleotides long. Its product is annotated as zinc finger protein 239-like. Gene Ontology annotation, molecular function: DNA-binding transcription factor activity, RNA polymerase II-specific; RNA polymerase II cis-regulatory region sequence-specific DNA binding. The record is from RefSeq and is a predicted model, not a curated record. Gene Ontology annotation, biological process: regulation of transcription by RNA polymerase II. NCBI's taxonomy places the organism in Eukaryota, Metazoa, Chordata, Actinopteri, Cyprinodontiformes, Rivulidae. Bases 73 to 807 code for a protein of 244 amino acids. Gene Ontology annotation, cellular component: nucleus. The transcript has 3 exons.